UUAGCAGUGGAUCCCGUGUCAACGGACCAGCCCACCAUCCCCGCUCACAGACGUUCCAGCGCUGUGACGACUCCAGAUGUCGCGAGCAUCUCGCAGGCCAAACUACCGGUGCAACCCUUACCUCCAGAGGUGCCGCCGCUGCCUAGCAUGAACCUGCCCAUAUCUCAACACCUGCCAGCUAAUUCCAGCACGAGCCAGCCCUUGCCUCAAGAUUUACCAUCAAACGCUAGCAUGGACCUGGCCAAGGCGUUACCAAAUGACGCAGCACCACCGACUACCAGGGUUAAAGAUGCCGUAAGACGCCCGUCGAUUCCAUCGAUCAACCCAACGUCUACAGCAAGACGCCCGACCUCGAUAGCCACGGUGUCCAUUGGACCCAACGUUCUUCAAGACAUUGCCCCAGCAGCCGUUGACCCGCUGUCUCCCCCAGCGGUGACACCACCAGCCGCUUCUCGACCACGGUGGGCGCUGCCAACACCAACGCCACCAAGCACAUCAUACAACUUUCAAGUGUUUCCGAGCACGCCGACUGUAUUGUCGCCAUCAACUCUGGGCCACAGCCCAUCAGGAAAGCAACCAACGUCGCCACUCGGUUCGUACUCGCCGCCGAUGCCCAGUCCUCGCACCAUGUCUUUGGGAGCAAAACUCCCCAUCGACGUCGAGAUCAACGCGAUGCAUUACCUCCUCUUUGGCUCUCGAAAGUCAACCGCC
This is a messenger RNA of Saprolegnia parasitica CBS 223.65, 711 nucleotides long. RefSeq lists its product as hypothetical. The annotation marks the transcript as partial. NCBI's taxonomy places the organism in Eukaryota, Oomycota, Saprolegniomycetes, Saprolegniales, Saprolegniaceae. The record is from RefSeq and is a predicted model, not a curated record. The transcript has a single exon.